Molecule: messenger RNA, 1110 nt
Organism: Plasmopara halstedii
Lineage: Eukaryota; Oomycota; Peronosporomycetes; Peronosporales; Peronosporaceae
Product: Negative elongation factor A
Exons: 3
Coding region: 1-1110 (369 amino acids)
Source: RefSeq, a predicted model, not a curated record
AUGCCUUCCUCCCGAUCCGACACUCAAUUACUCGAGAAAGAUGCGAGUUUUGAUGCUUGGAUGAUACAAAAGUUGCGUUCUGAUUGGAAUGCACAUGAGUUUGGUGGUCUCCUCACACCUUUAAAGCUUGCAGAGGCACGUACUCGUUUCUCGCAUCAAGAGACGCUUAUAAAAGUUCGUCUCUUACUAUCACUUUUAAGUAUUCGAUACGAUGAAGUGAAUGGUGUAAGCAGUAAGAAAGAAGUUCGAGCAUUAUUAGAAAUAACAGAAAAGGAUGGUGACGAGUGGGUUAAAGUGAUUUCGGGGAUUGUCAAGCAAUUUCUCGAACUCGAUACAAAUGGACAAUCCAGUGAUUCUUAUCAUCAUGCACAACUUGAAAAUACAGUGUUAAAAGUAAUUCAAGCAGUGGCAAUUCCUUCUAAACGACACAAGAAUAGCAAUUUAAUGAUUCUCGAUGACGUUUUCACGUUUGAAAAUGGAUUGUUGAACACUUCGCUACGUUCUCAAACGACACCAACGGCUGCUAUACACUUUACAGUAAGUGGUGACAAAGACGAUGGACAUGAUAAGGAUGAAGACGUGGAUGUUUCACCUGUGAAAAAGCCUCUUUAUCGACCACAAAUUCCACGACCAUCGGGACUUGUACCUUCUUCAAUAGCUUCAACGUCGUCAAUAACACGAUUGAAUCAAACAUCUAAAUUUUCGAUGGGGAAGAAGAAUUUGAGUGAACUAUCAUCUGAAAUUAGACGUAAAGCCGAUGCAGGACGUUUUAAACGUCAGCGAAGUCGCAUUUCAAUGAUUGAUAUUAAUGAAGUGAAACAAAUUGAAUCGGAAAAAGCUCAGAAAGCUGAAGAACGAAAGAAGCAGAAAUUAGCAGCAAAGGAGAAAGAAAAAGAAAAACUUGCCAAGGAGAAAGAGAGAGAAAAGAUAGCUGCAAGUGAGAAAACUGGUACUGGUCAUGGAUUAAGUGUUACGAAUAAUGAUGAACACGCUGCGAUUGCGGCUGAUAUCUUUGCUAUGCAUCAUCAACUUGGACAGGAUGAGUCGAUAUCACAUUAUUCUCAACAGCAAUUACAAAUGGAAGAGAUGACAGAUAUGAAUAUAUUAUGA